AUGAAAACGUAUGAAUGCCCCUAUUGCAAACGCAUUUUCCAUCGUCAAGAGCACCAAGCUCGUCAUAUCCGAAGUCACACGGGUGAAAAGCCCUUUGCUUGUUCCUAUUUUGAUUGCCGGAAACGGUUCACUCGUCGCGAUGAACUUAUCCGCCAUGUUCGGACUCACCUAAGAAAGGCCCUCGUCAAUCCCGACGCGCUAUCCAUUACUGUCGAGGAUGCUCCAUCUCUUCCAUCCACCAACGAAGAAUCUUCUUCCAAUACCAAUACCCAUCCACAGCCCCCAGUAGACUCGGAUUCCAUAAAGUCUUCCGAUACCGUUCAGGCUGCUGUUGUUGCUUUAUCGAUAGCAUAUGCAAAGCCAACCACCGUCUCGUUAACUUCGCAAGAUGUUCAAAUUCAAUCUCUUGCCGCUACCCGACCUCGCAGGAAAUCUGCUUCGAGUGUCGCUCUGCUUCACAACAAAAACGGUGGCUCUUUUCGUCGUUUUUCCGUUUCCGACAUUCUAAACAAGGGUACCACAGCAGGCUUUACCGUCACAUCUCCUAGUUCUUCUUCUCCUUCUUCAGGCUCAUCCGGCCCUUCGGCAAGUCCACAAAAGCUUCCUAUCAAAGAAGAAUCUCAUGCUAGUGAUUAUCCCUUCCUCUCUCGUCAAAAUCGAAGAAGAAUUUCCGUCCCUUCCAAGCUCCCUCCUUUUCUCUCCUCUUCUUUUAACGCUCCAUCCAAUUCAUACUUCCCAUCUACCCAAUCAGCUCCUUCCAGCUCUACCUUUCAUAACCCUUACAAUUCUAUGCCCAUGGCUUCCUUUCAACGGCCCCAUCCACAACCGUCAUCCUACGGCCCCCCAUCGAUGACUCCCAUUUCGCCUCCAUAUGCGCAAGUAGAUCACACGGCUCCGAAUCAAAGCUCCUUGACUCCGUAUCACGCACAGCCCAUAUUCGUGGCUCCUUCCCGUGAGAUUUCCUUGCAUGCACCACCUAAUCAGACUGGCAAUCUUCCUCGUUACUCUGUUUCUCAGAACCUCUAUAUGGGCCCUUCUGGUGAGAGCACCCACCCUCCUUCUACAAGACCAUCCGGCAUGCAACAGCGUCCCUUUUUAUUGCCCAACUUUAGCGGAGCUUCUCAGCCCAGGCAUCCAUUGCCUGACCAGCUUCCUUCGUUAAGAUCUCUGCCGACCCUAGAACCUCCUUCAAAUUCAAGCAACACGAUGCCCUUUCCCUCUUGUUCUUUGCAAACGCUAUUUCAAAAUGAUUAA
This is a messenger RNA of Schizosaccharomyces osmophilus, 1254 nucleotides long. RefSeq names its product transcription factor Rsv1. Bases 1 to 1254 code for a protein of 417 amino acids. Gene Ontology annotation, cellular component: cytoplasm; nucleus. NCBI's taxonomy places the organism in Eukaryota, Fungi, Ascomycota, Schizosaccharomycetes, Schizosaccharomycetales, Schizosaccharomycetaceae. The record is from RefSeq and is a predicted model, not a curated record. The transcript has a single exon. Gene Ontology annotation, molecular function: RNA polymerase II cis-regulatory region sequence-specific DNA binding.